GGAGAUACCACUAGGAGCAAGUCGUGGGCACAGGGGACCCAGUCAGCGUGUAGCACGAUUUCGUCGCACGCUCGUAAGCAGGUGGUGAUCAUGAGGACAGAACUGCUGCUGGCAGCCGCCUGCCUGCUGACGCUGGGUGACAGGUGUCUGGGGGCCAGGAUCCUGGCAGCCGUGCCAACACCCUCCAUCAGUCACCAGCUGCCACUGAGGACCGUGCUGCUGGAAUUGGCCAGGCGUGGUCACCAGGUCACCUUCAUCACCACCCACCCCAUAGGGGUUCCUACUGCAAACUACUCUGAAAUAGACAUUUCACUAAGCGUUAAAGCAUUCAGAGAAGUGAUGGAUUUCAAUGCCUUCCCUGAUGCAUCGUCUCCUGUGGCCUUACUAAAAUUUAUUCUGGACAUGAGAAUAUAUGGGUGCGAAUUUCAGUUUGGUCUGGAACCGAUGAAAGAGUUCAUGAAAUUGGAGCAGAAGUACGAUGUUUUCAUCAUAGAAAAAUUCGGAUUCACUUGCUAUUAUGGCUUAGCGCACAAAAUGGGGUCUCCACCGUUAAUUGGAUACACUUCUCUUGGAAUUACCUCACUUAAUCGGAAGACUUUCGGCAGCCCAAUUAAUCCUUCCUACAUCCCCGACUAUAAUCUCGGAUACACGGACCACAUGACCUUCUGGCAGAGAAUGUACAACGCUUACAUCUUACUGCGAUCGCUGGAUGUUGAAGAGACAGUUCUGUAUGGGAAAGAGGAAAAGCAACUGAAAAAGUAUUCCGGUCCGAACCCACCUACCGUGAAGGAAAUGGAUUACAAUUUCAGCCUCAUGUUAGUCAACAAUCACUUCAGCGUCAGCUACCCUGUGCCGAACACGCCAAAUAUCGUCGAAUUAACUGGAAUCCACAUCGAGAAGGAGAGGAAGCCACUACCAAAGGAUGUGAGGGCGUUCCUGGACGGCGCCAGGGACGGCGUGGUUUACUUCAGCCUGGGCUCCAACGUACAGAGCAGCGCCAUGCCUCCAGACACAGUCCGCGCCUUCCUGGACGCUUUCGCUGGAAUCCCGCAGCGCGUGCUCUGGAAAUGGGAAGCUGAUCGCCUGCCCGGUCAGCCUGGCAACGUGAUGACCGCCAAGUGGCUGCCGCAGCAGGACGUGCUGGCUCAUCGGAACGUACGCCUCUUCAUCACUCAGGGGGGACUGCAGAGUUGGAACGAGGCAGCUUAUUUCUCUGUGCCCGUCAUUGGGAUACCUUUCCUAGGAGACCAGAUCUACAAUGUUGAAAAGAUGGUCGGUUUAGGCGUUGGACGAAGGCUGGAUUUAAAAGACGUCACCAAAGACAGUGUUCUGGAAGCGGUGCAGACAGUUCUUGAAGACAAGAGCUACCAGGAGAACAUGAAGCGCUUCUCAGCCAUCUACCGGGAGCACCAGAGCACGUCCCUGGAGAGGGCGGUGUGGUGGGUGGAGUACGUGAUCCGCCACCAGGGGGCUCCCCACCUGCGCAGCGCAGCCCUCGACCUGCACUGGUGGCAGCUGCUGCUGCUCGACGUCAUAGCCUUCAUACUGGCUGUGGCGGCCGUCGCGGCGUUUGUCCUCUACAAGCUGACUCAGUGGCUCUUCUCGUGGCUCAUUCGACCCAGCAAACUGAAGAAACAGUGAGACUUGCAACGUGUCAUACCUCUGUCUGUAUUUUCUGUGCAUUUGUUCUGUGCAAACUGGUUCAACGAGCGACUGUCUAAAUCGAGAAACCAUUGAUGAUACUUCAUCAGGACCAAUAAGAGUUCAUAAUGAAGAUCUUAAUUACACACAGUUAUAAACAGGUUUGCUACAAAACUAACUCGUUGUGUGCUGCUGUACGAAGUAUAUCGCUAUAGUUUUGAAUGACUGAAACGUGUGUGUUGGCAGACAUGUGAAUCAUGUGAUUACAUAUUCGGUUAGGAUAGCCUAAAUCAAUGUCUUGCGUACCAUGUCGAUACAGGGUGUCUCAAAAGUCUGUUAACAUUUGAAAAUUCAGUACUUGACGUAAUAAUGUACACAGGGAGCUAAGAAUUGACACAUAUUCUUUAAAUUUCAUGCGGAUUUAUUGAAACAAAAAAGGAAUAAAAUGAGCAGUAGAUAGGACUUCAUAUGAUACAAAGGCAAUAAUUAGCGUAAAAAACUGCUUUAUAGCAAACACAAUGUUCUAUAUAACGAAUGCUCAGCAUGUUGGCUGUCAUUCAUCAACAAUAUCUGCCGUCUAGGGACUAUGUUGUGAAGCGCACUGUACAGUAUGUCAGUAGAUAUGGUGAUAAAUUGGUGUCGGAUGUCUUUUAACAUCCCUAAUGAGGUCGGGUGAUCGUGAUGUAUUGUACUUACGACUUCAGGUAAAUGAACAAUAAUUAAUCACUCGGAAUGUGGCCUGGGGACAUUGGAGGCCAAACUUGAUGGAAGUGUGGCAUAGCACGUGAUGAUCACCAAACAAUGUGUGCAAGAGAUCUUUCAUACAUAUAACAGUAUGGAUGGUGCGCCAUACUGCAUAAAAGUCAUACCCUCCAGCAGCUCUUUAUCAGCCAGAAUAGGAAUGAUGCGAUUCUGCAACACGUCUGCAUACCUCAAACGCUCAAGCGUUGUCAAUGGCGUGUUUUUGGUUAAAGUCGAAUUUUGCACUCGUGUUUGCUUUCAAUAAAACCCCAUGCCAUUUCAGGCACGUGUGUCAAGUUUCCAUCUCUACUUAAAUUUUUCCGUGAAAUAAUGCGUUUUCAAAUGAUAGCGGAUUUUGUGUCAUCCUGUAUGUUGUCACUGCAUGGACCAAAUCUCAUUAGCUCCUCUUCUAUUCAAGUACCCCGUACUACUACCCUUAUUAUCACUGGAGUAGUCUAAAAUGUCUCUGCCCAUAUAAUUCAAGUCAUAUUUCUUUUAUAUUCCUUCUUUUGUCGUCCGUAACUCCUGGUGGCAAUAGCGAUGCUCUAGUGUUGUUAACUCACCACAGCAGUAAGUGACUGAGCUUACUGGCGCUCUCUGAGGCCGAAAAACUGAAGACCAAUCAGGAAAGUCCCUACACUCUCUGCUCCACUACGUCACAGGAAGUGAAAUGGAAUACAGGUAUGAGUAACUAAUAACACUACGGCAGCUGUACCAUUCUUCCAGGAAAGGCAACUGUGCCCCCCACCAAGUGUGCUGCUCGAUGUUCAGCUUGCAGACGAACAAUACUGGCGCAGGGUUUCUUGUCCAGUUUUGUUACGUGAGCAGAUAAAAUAGUUCGACUGACAGAAGUUGAUACUUAUUUGCAGUUGAUAACUGCAAUGUUAUGUGCACACCGAAGAGCCUGCCCCAAGUAUAACAUGUUGCCAAUAUGUAUUCGACAAUGUUGAUUUCAGUGUAUGUACCGCCAAUGGCUGGAAUAUAUUUUAUAAGAGGAGUAUCAAAUGCAUCAUCUCAGCUUCAUUCUUCCAUCAUAUGAGGCGGCACAGGGAAUGAAAUUGGCUCUCUCUCUGAAACAGAAGCAGGUCACGUAGGUGUUUUAACAAGUUAGGCAACGCAUUAGAGCAGAAUGCCGGUCUAGAUUUGAACAAUAUCAGUACUAUCCCAUCAGGCGUUUUCACACAUAACAUGCAAGAUAUUCUGUGGAUAUAUGGUAAGUGGCUCCGCUAAGUGCAGCCCACUCUACAAGCGCCAGCAGUUCCUCGUUGGAAAAUAUUUAUGCAGUAACACAGUUAAUGGAGAGAGAAGUGCAGUGACUUUCUGUCCCUUCAUUAAUUCACCACUAAGUGAUUACAACAAGGUUACACAGAUUUACAGUACACUGAAGACAGCAGACAGUAGCUACGUGUCACAUUUUUAACCCAAUCACUGAAAAUACUACACUUCCAUAUUAAACACUUACCAGCCGUUAUUUAUGGGAACAUGUUUUAUAUAGAAGUUCACUUUUUUUUGUCAUCAGACUGGUCUGAUGUGGCCCGCCACGACUUCCUCUCCUGUGCCAACCUCUUCAUCCCAUAGUAGCACUUGGAACCUUCGCCCUCAAUUAUUUGCUAGAUGUAUUCCAAUCUCUGUCUUCCUAUAUAGAGUUUGCCCUCUACGGCUCCCUCUAGUACCACAGAAGUUAUUCCCUCAUGUCUUAACAGAUGUUCUGUCAUCCUGUCGCUUCUCCUUAUCAGUGUUUCCACACAUCCCUUUCUUCUGCAAUUCUGCGUAGAACGUCCUCAUUUCUUAUCUUAUCAGUCCACCUAAUUUUCAACAUUCGCCUGUAGUACCACAUCUGAAAUGCUUCGCUUAUCUUCUGUUCUGGUUUUCCCGCAGUCCAUGUUUCACUACCAUAUAAAGCUGUACUCUAGACGUACAUUCCCAGAAAUUUCUUCCUCAAAUUAAGGCCGAUAUUUGAUAUUGGUGGACUUCUCCUAACCAGGACUGGCUUUUCUGCCAUAGCUAGUCUGCCGUUGAUGUCCUCCUUGCCCCGUCCGUAAUUGGCUAUUUUACUGCCUAGGUAGCAGAAUUCCUUAUCUUAGUCUACUUCUUGACCGUCAAUCCUGAUGUUAAGUUUCAUACUGUUCUCAUUUCUACUACUUCUCAUUACCUCCGUCUUUCUUCGAUGUACUCUCAAUACUUACUGUGUACUCGUUAGACUGUUCCUUCCGUUCAGAAGAUCAUGUAAUUCUCUUCACUUUCACUCAGGAUAGCAAUGUCAUCAGCGAAUCGUAUCAUUGAUAUCCCUUCAACUUGAAUUUUAAUUCCACUCCUGAACUUUUAUUUUAUUUCCAUCAUUGCUUCCUCGAUGUACAGACUGAACAGUAUGGGCGAAAGGCUAAUCCUUGUCUUACAAGGGACGUGGUAUAUAUGCAUAUAAGUGGCAAACAAUUAUGUUUAUCGUUUCCUUCGAACAAACAAGAUGUCCUUGAUCUGUACUGAGUUUCGCACGACGUCCGUGUUACGCCAGACAGGGUCGCAACAAUGAAACCACGGUCAUAUUUUUAGCAUUAUUCCAAAUGAUCGGGUGAGCUGGGCAACGUAGUGGUCAGCGGAAUGGCCAGUUGUUGGCUGCACAGUGCCUGUGUCCUUAAGCAUCGCGCAGUGGAAAGCUUUAGCCCUUGUAUCUCGACGCCUCCUUACAGACUUUCAGUCUCCACGAGGGACACUUGACCAAGUUAUGAAGUGGUUCCUGGUUGGUAACAGACAUGGAGACACCACUGGCCCAUAUACUGCCAUAGGGGUGGGAGAUACUCAAAAGGUGAAGACGAGAAGGUGGGUUGAAAAUAACUAGUAUUUAUUGCUAGGCUUCACAAAAACUACAGUAAAUUAUGAAGAUCGUCUGCAGUGUGCAAUUUGUUUAAUCAUUUUAGCUGCUGAUAGCAUGAAGCCUAACAAGUUAAAGUAUAUCUUGAAAUUAAAUAUUCUACCAUGAAACUAAAUGUUUUAUUUAUUUAUUUUACUUGUUUUUGAGUCGUCGGUCUUCUGACUGGUUUGAUGUAGCCGACCACGAAUUCCUCUCCAGUGCCAACCUCUUCAUGUCUGCUUCCCCUACAGUUUUUGCUCUCCACGGCUCCCUCUAGUCAUUCCCUGAUGUGGUAAGAGGUGUUCCAUCAUUCUGUCUCUUCUCCUUGUCAGUGUUUUCCACAUAUUCCU
Messenger RNA from Schistocerca gregaria, 5580 nucleotides. RefSeq names its product UDP-glucosyltransferase 2-like. Lineage: Eukaryota; Metazoa; Arthropoda; Insecta; Orthoptera; Acrididae. The transcript has 7 exons. Gene Ontology annotation, molecular function: UDP-glycosyltransferase activity. Bases 91 to 1641 code for a protein of 516 amino acids. The record is from RefSeq and is a predicted model, not a curated record.